This is a messenger RNA of Menidia menidia (Atlantic silverside), 2730 nucleotides long. Lineage: Eukaryota; Metazoa; Chordata; Actinopteri; Atheriniformes; Atherinopsidae. The record is from the annotation of a GenBank genome assembly.
GGAGAACUUGUACAUGCGAGUAUGGAAGCUGAAAUAGAAUGAUUUUCAACUCAGCAUAUUUCUGAGCUCCACACUGAGUUGGUCUUUGCAAAGCGACUUAAGAAACGUGGAUGAAAAAGAAGGAGUUGCACAAAAAAAAGAACACCAGAAUGUUUAAAUAGAACAAUGAAUCAUCAAGAUUUUUCUAACUUAUGUGGGACAAAGAUGGGUGAACAAGCCCCGCCUUAUGAGGUGUGACACACUUGAGGUGCAUACAAACCCGAGCUGUCAGAAAGCUUCCAUCACAAUCCGUCACAUCUGUGGAGGAGGCACUUUGGAUUUCACUCCCAGAGGCCUUUCGGACAGUCAGUCUCAGGAUGACGCACCAGUUCCCGACGCUCUCUGAGGCUCAGAAGAGGGAGCUGCACGAGACAGCUCUACGCAUAGUUUCUCCAGGGAAGGGCAUCCUGGCUGCAGAUGAGUCUGUGGGCAGCAUGGCCAAGCGUCUGGCCCAGGUUGGAGUGGAGAACGCGGAGGAGAACCGCCGGCAGUAUCGGCAGAUCCUCUUCAGUGCAGACGACCGGAUCAAUGGCUGCAUCGGAGGAGUCAUCUUCUUCCACGAGACCCUGUACCAGCACACUGAUAACGGAGUACCCUUUGUCAAGUUGAUCAGAGACAGAGGCAUCCUGGUUGGCGUCAAGGUUGACAAAGGUGUAGUCCCCCUGGCAGGAACAUGUGGAGAAACAACCACACAAGGUCUGGAUGGGUUAUCCGAACGCUGCGCGCAGUACAAAAAAGACGGGGCCGUCUUUGCGAAGUGGCGCUGCGUGCUCAAAAUCAGCGAGGCCAAUCCAUCGAAACUGGCCAUCACGGAGAACGCAAACGUUCUGGCGCGCUACUCGAGCAUCUGCCAGCAGCACGGCAUUGUUCCCGUCAUAGAGCCGGAGGUCCUGCCCGAUGGUGACCACGACCUGAGGCGCUGCCAGUACGUCACUGAGAAGGUCCUGGCCGCGGUGUACAAGGCCAUGUCCGAUCACCACGUGUACCUGGAGGGAACCCUCCUCAAACCCAACAUGGUCACCCCGGGACACAGCUGCUCCAUCAAGUACAGCCCGGAGGAGGUUGCCAUGGCAACCGUCACCGCCAUACGACGCACGGUCCCCCCAGCCGUCACAGGGAUCGCGUUCCUCUCGGGGGGUCAGAGUGAAGAGGAGGCCUCAAUUAAUCUAAACGCAAUCAACAACUGCCCUCUGGCCAAACCCUGGAUCCUGACCUUCUCAUUUGGCCGAGCCCUGCAGGCCUCUGCUCUCCGGGCCUGGAGAGGGCACAAAGAGAACGAGAAGGCCGCUACGGAGCAGUUCAUCAAGAGGGCAGAGAUUAACAGUUUGGCGUGUCGGGGAAAAUACACCGGCGGUGACAACCACGGCGAGGCGGGCCAGCGCGUCUACGGCUCCAGCCACGCAUACUGAGGAGCACAAGGAGUCCCAACCCAACCACCGUUGUGUCCAUCAAUUCCAUGUCAAGAUGUAGCACAGAUUAAUUCUGCUUUAGAUACUUUAUCUGAAGGGUACAUAGACACAAAUGACGGUGUGAAAACAACUGAGAGCAUGUGUUUCUUUUUCUUUUGCCAAACUCGAACUAAAGCUUUUGGACAUCACGGUCGUGACACUGAGUUUUUGGCCGCAGUGUAAUUAUAGUAGUUUAUGUAACAGUUAUUUAGAUAGUUAAAACUUCUUAAUAUCUCAUAUAGGUGAUACUGUUCCACAACACCUAUUACUUGAAAGUGUACUCUAGUUAUACAAAGCUUCUCUGUGUGUGUGCAUGAGUGACUCUGAGUUGUUUAUCAUUUGCUUAGCAUAAAUGGAAAUAUGCUAAUUUGCCACUGCUCUCCACGGACAUAAAGCACCAUAUGCAAAAUGAUAAAAACAACACAUGUGGUGUUAUCCUCAUGACUGUUCUCUAGAAAAUUGUCUACUAGGAUAUAGAUAACGAUGAAAUAAAACUGUCCUGCAAAAUCUGGUGUUUUCAUGUGAUGUCCAAUUUUUCUUGAACAUGCUUAUUUAUUAUAUUUUAUGAGGAAAAACAUAAUUCAAGUGAGGGUAAGGUUGAUCAUCAUCCAUCAGAAUUAUUAUUAUUUUUUUCUUUUUAAAACGCCCAUGUUCACAAUAGAAUUACACUUAAUAUUGAUUUACACAAUUUUUGGCAUUAUUUCUGUAGUACUCAAACAUUAACUAAACAUAUUGUAAAAGCAGAGUAUUUUUACGUUUGUCUCUUAAUCAAGGCUUUAGUUAAGUGUACUCAAAUUGAAAAGUAGUAGAAUCACCAAAGAAUUACUCUAUUCUGAAUAAUGCAUUUUAUUAUAGAUAUGAAUGAUAGUUUUUUGCGUAUUUCCGGAGUUAUCUACAUCUAAUUAUAAAUGUUUUUUCAUCUCUUGACAACUUUGUGCAUAGUGGAAAAUGUCACAUUUGUGCAGUUUGCUUUCUGUGUUUAAAAUGAGCCAUUUUGAGAUUUUACAUCUCUUUAUGUCUUACACAUUUUAUUAGCAGGAAACAACCCAAAAAAGGUGUAAGCUUAAUACUUGAAUGAUAUAAAUUAGCCUUCUAACAAUUAAAUCCAUCUCUAUAAUUGGCAUUAGGACUCAUACUAAUAAAACUUUACGUUUUUGACUCAUUGUGUCUAGUGUUUCAAUGUUUUUAUCCAGACUGAAAGAGUUUUGUCUGAGUAGCUAACUUAUACCUUUAAAAUAUUACC